AUGCAAUUGACAUCCCUUGCCGCCGUUGCGCUCCUUGCACACAAUGUUUAUGCCCAAUCAAUGCUUCGUUUUGCAUGCUCACAGCUUGUUGUUGAGCGUCUUGACCCUCUAGUCAACCCCGGAGCAAACCCCUCUCCUCACCUUCAUCAGAUUGUUGGCGGUAACUCCUUCAACUACUCCAUGCCUACAGACAGCUAUGACCCAGCUGCGCUAUCUACUUGCACAUCUUGCACAUUUGCAGAGGACUUCUCUAAUUACUGGACCGCCGUUUUAUACUUCAAGGCCCGCAAUGGAACAUUUAAGCGUGUUAAUCAAAUCGGUAAUGGGGGUCCUCAAGGGAGCCUUGUCCAGAAUGGUGGCAUAGACAUCUACUAUAUCCCACCGUAUGAUGGGCAAACCAAGGUUACAGCUUUCAAACCAGGUUUCCGUAUGCUUGCUGGAAACCAGAUGUUACGUAGCGGCCAGAACGUAGAGCGUGGAAUCUGCCACCGUUGCUUCCCCAAGAAUGCCCAGCCAUUUGGAGGUGCCCCUUGCAGUGGCAGUGAUAGUAGUGCACUACCAAACGGCGUCUGCGAGGGAGGUAUUCGUACUACCAUUACGUUCCCAACCUGCUGGGAUGGGGUGAACGUUGACAGCCCUGACCAUAAGAGCCAUGUUGCUUACCCAAGCGGAUCUUUUGAAAUGAAUAGCCCUUGCCCCUCGACUCACCCUGUUAAACUUCCUCAAGUUAUGUACGAGAUUUUGUGGGAUACUGCACCAUUUAACGAUAAGAAUAUUUGGCCUACGGAUGGCUCGCAACCCUUUGUCUAUAGUCAGGGUGAUGGCACCGGACAUGGACAACAUGGCGACUACGUCUUUGGCUGGAAAGGGGACUCCUUACAGCAAGCUUUGGAUGCCAAGUGCAAUCUUGACAAGUGCUCCAAGCUUACGUCUCAGACUCCACAGCAAGCCAUGCAAUGCACCAACAAGCAAACUGCCGUCGAGCCCGUGGAUGGAUGGCUCCCACAACUUCCUGGAAACCUGCCUGUUACUUAUCAGUGA
This is a messenger RNA of Venustampulla echinocandica, 1041 nucleotides long. RefSeq lists its product as uncharacterized. Bases 1 to 1041 code for a protein of 346 amino acids. The transcript has 5 exons. Lineage: Eukaryota; Fungi; Ascomycota; Leotiomycetes; Helotiales; Pleuroascaceae. The record is from RefSeq and is a predicted model, not a curated record.